Symbiodinium natans is the source of this 1101-nucleotide messenger RNA. The record is from the annotation of a GenBank genome assembly. NCBI's taxonomy places the organism in Eukaryota, Dinophyceae, Suessiales, Symbiodiniaceae.
AUGACCGGGGCCUAUUCAUCCGGAGGUGAUACCUGGUACUCUGGAUUACUUAGAGGAGCCCAGGACUUGAUUGGAUCCACUUACAAGGAUGCACAUCCGAUAUGGCUGGCGCAGUCCCCACAGUAUUCGUUGUCAGUGCAGGGAAAGCAGGUUGUAAUACUUGAGACCGGUGGCGUUCAUCAUGGUCACGACUGGAUUGUGCGACCUGAUGGCUUGAUUCUUUUCGGUGCAUCACCCGAUAUGGCCUUGUCUGUUGAGACGGUGAGCAACGGGAGCCUCGUAGUUCUGAGACCACAUACGGGAAAACCGGAGCCUUUCAACCAGUGGCAGUGGAAUAGCAGCGGGAUGCUGACGCUUGCAGACUAUCCCAACUUUGACUUGAAUGUGAAGGAUGGAAAGCUGCAUAACGGUGCCAGCGUCAUUCUAUGGCAGACGCAAAAAGCCGCAAAGCACAACACUUGGGCUUCCGAGGCGGAGGGCGUUCAAGGAUCCUCCACAAGCUUGAGCACAACAGUUCCAUUUUGGAUCAGGGUGGUCGGCUCGCGUGGUGACCCGAACACGCUUUGGUCAGCUUUGGCUGGCGGCGUCUCUGCACAAACGGGAUACGUGUCAUGCUCCUCCGCAAUGAAUCGAGAUACCGACUCUUCCUGGAUGUAUGUGCAUGACGACUACUACCACACUGAGCACGUGACCUUUCUCAAGGUGCCGUAUGGCAGCAACUUCGUUCUGAAAGCUGUCGACAAACCGUUGUCGAAAGCUUCGAAGAGAACCAGCUUGGGCUAUAUGGCGUGCACGGAGCGAAUGGAUCUGGACAGACGAGACGCUCACUCCACUUACGCGUAUGUUCACAAGGACAAGAGCCACGCUACGCAGUUUGUGGAAGAAGUUUGUGCCGGAGGCUUUUUGUUGAAGGCGUUGGAUGGGCAUGGAGGUUAUUUGAGCUGUGUGCAGCAGAAAUCUGAAGAUCAAAACGAUGCCCGAUCCACAUUGCUGUACGUCCAGAGCCAGAACCCCAACCUGGCGGCAGUGUUCGUAGCCCACUCCACCCAGGACCUGGGGAAGGAAGGGGGGGGAGGAGGAAUCUGUAAAGCUCACUGUUGA